Molecule: messenger RNA, 1815 nt
Organism: Penicilliopsis zonata CBS 506.65
Lineage: Eukaryota; Fungi; Ascomycota; Eurotiomycetes; Eurotiales; Aspergillaceae
Exons: 2
Coding region: 1-1815 (604 amino acids)
Biological process (GO): interstrand cross-link repair
Cellular component (GO): mitochondrion; nucleus
Molecular function (GO): single-stranded DNA 5'-3' DNA exonuclease activity
Source: RefSeq, a predicted model, not a curated record
AUGCCAGAGGACUUCACAGACAGCAGCGACUAUGGUUCAGACUUUACUCCGGACGAAGAGGAGCUGUUGAACGAGCUGCUCGCCCAAGUUGCCACCCCCGACGCGACGGUUCAGCGCGCAACGGAGAAGUUGGGCGAUUUGCAACCCCCAACUGCGGUGAGAGACAUCGAGGAUUAUGCAGAGGCUCCGUGUGCUCGGGUACCCAAGGUACUUGGCAAGGAGAAGCCCGGUUUGCCCUGGAAACGGAGGUCGCGGUGGCUUCCCUCGCAGCGCGUGGGACCUACAAGUCCGAGCUCGCGCGACAUUACUGGGACCACGAUUGUUGAGCAUCCCAGCUCCACCGAGGGCAGACCCAGAGAGCGGGAGAGAGACGCUGCUCGAGAACAACAGUGGAUAAAAGCAGGAAAACGGCAGUUAAAUGGACAGGGCGGUGUCGAGGAUGCUCGGCCUCCCGUCGAGCGGUUUCGACGACCGCCGAACAAGGCGUUCUCCGUCACAGAUUUCAUCUCGCCGGCGUGGUGCGAAUUGCAGUACUGGUACACACUGACCAAGUACGGAAGGAAGAAGAGCACGCCUGCAAUGGCGCGAGGCAGUGUGGUGCACAAGACUCUCGAGGACGAAAUCUAUACAACUGUCCCCGUCGAGAUCACGACAAAGGAGGACGCCUGGGGUUUAAGGGUCUGGAAUGUCAUCCAGGGGCUACGCACGUUGCGGGAAUUCGGAAUCACAAGAGAACUGGAGGUAUGGGGCGUGGUCGACGGCGAAGUCGUUAAUGGAAUAAUCGAUCAGUUGUCCUACGAAUCCCCCGACCCCGAUUUCGAAGCAACAGCUGCAUAUUACUACGAGGGAUUGGAAUCGAGUCGGGUUGCAAUGCCUGAAUAUCAAAUGUCCUUGACCGACUACCUUUUAUCACCGGAAUAUGGUGGCAAAAAACUAUCUGACUUGGCGCAAACCCAAGAACCGGCUCCUGAAGAUAUCUCAGUACCCGACUUACCAUCGGAGGUCUACGACGUCCCUAGAGUCUAUCUCACAGACGUCAAGACAAAGGGCCGCGGCUCAAUUCCGACGGUGAAGAGCACUUCUUUUAGACCGACAGUGCUCCAGCUAUCGUUAUAUUAUCACCUGCUCAACCGUCUCGCUAUAAGCGACGAUGUCACGAUCGAGUUGCUUGCGAAUCGCUAUGACUUUGACCCUGAGCAGCCGUUCUCGGACGCAUUUGUCUCCGAAGUUGGUGGUCUCAAUGAGCGAUUUUUCGAUGCAUUGUCUUCCCAAGGAUUCGAUCCAGACUAUGUCCCGACUCCAGAGGAUGCCCUUCAGUCCCCUAGCCGCUCCUCCACUUCUAAUAUUCAGCCUGCAAGCCAAGACUCCACGAGCAUUCUUCUGGCUCACAAUAACUUGGCCUCUCUCUGGGCUUUAAUGAAAGAUCAGCUUCGUCUCACCUUCUUGACUCCUGCAGCAGCCCACUCUAUCUCUUCUUCGAUCCCGGCCAUGUCGCAGCCGAGUACGCUAGAAGCGUAUCCAACAGUCCUUUCUCCGCUUCUUACUGCACGAUUCUUGUCAUCUGCUCCAACAGAAGAGGUUGAAACCCGCCUUUUGGGCAGUCGAUCCUUCUUCUUUGAUCCUACUAACCUCACGUCAUAUCUCUCUGACCAGAUGGAAUGGUGGCGCGGAGGACGCGACCCCCGUGGAGUUGAGAUUAUGGAUGCAUGGAAAUGCCGGAUCUGUGAAUUUCGAGAUGAAUGUACAUGGCGACAAGAACGAGAGUGGGCCAUGGCGAGUCGAAGGAGGAAUAAGGUCUCAGCUAUGGACAUAUAG